AAGCCCUAAACCCCCAGACCAACAUUCCUUCUUCCCCAAGGCCUUCCCUUCCACUUCCACCGACCAGGGCGCGCCCGCCCCGCCCGCCUGCCGGCUUCGAGGUUUUGCUAUUUGAGGACUUGCGAACUAGAAAGAUGGUACUCUGGGCUGAACCUAUUCCCCCGAUCGUUGUCCCUGGGAGUAAGAUUGCAGAACUGACAAAUGAUAGCAAGCAUGACACCUCAAAUCUGGACCAAAAGACAAGAAUGCGUACUAUUGAGCGGCACAGGUCUUGUGAAGUGAGUCAACUGAUCUUAUCUGAGGUAGAACAUGAUGGUACACCGAGAUCUUCAUGUUCUCCUUCUGUUGAAUCAACUAUAGAGACCCAUGCGUUGCACAGGCAUACAAUCGCAGAUGCUGCUUGGGAAGCCCUGAAGCAAUCAAUAGUUUACUUCAGAGGUCAACCAAUUGGAACUGUUGCUGCAAUAGACAGGUCACAGGCCGAACUAAACUAUGACCAGGUCUUCAUGAGGGAUUUCGUUCCCAGUGCCUUGGCUUUCUUGAUGAAAGGGGAACCAUUGAUAGUGAAGAAUUUUCUGAUAGAGACUGCUCGCCUUCAAUCAAGAGAGAAGAUGGUUGAUCUUUUUAAGCUUGGACAGGGUGUGAUGCCAGCAAGCUUCAAGGUGCACCAUUCCCACCCUACGAAGAAGACUGAAAGUCUGCUUGCUGAUUUUGGUGAAAUAGCUAUCGGAAGAGUUGCUCCCGUGGAUUCUGGCCUGUGGUGGAUUUUUCUUCUUCGUGCUUACACCAAAUGGACAAGGGAUAAUUCUCUGGCUGAAAGUCCUCACUGCCAAAGGGCCAUGCGCCUUAUUCUCAAGCUGUGGCUCUCUGAAGGGUUUGAUACAUCUCCAGCUUUACUUUGUGCUGAUGGAUGCUCCAUGAUAGACCGUAGAAUGGGUAUAUAUGGCUAUCCAAUUGAGAUCCAGGCCCUCUUUUUCAUGGCUCUAAGAUGUGCCUUAAGUUUGCUGAAAGACUCUAAUGAUGACUUUGUGUGCCAAAUAACAAAGAGGAUCAAAGCUUUGAGCUACCAUCUGCACAGUUAUUAUUGGCUUGACUUCCAAAGACUCAAUGAUAUAUAUCGCUACAAGACAGAAGAAUACUCACAGACAGCUUUGAACAAGUUCAAUGUGAUACCUGAAUCAAUCCCUGAUUGGAUAUUUGACUUCAUGCCUAGCCGUGGUGGCUACUUCAUUGGCAAUGUCAGUCCUGCAAGGAUGGACUUCCGCUGGUUCUGCUUGGGCAACUUCAUUGCGAUUCUGUCAUCAUUAGCAACUGGAGAACAAGCGGAGGCAAUAUUGGACCUUGUGGAGGAACGCUGGCAAGAACUUAUUGGAGAGAUGCCCAUGAAGAUCUGUUACCCUGCAAUGGAAAACCAGGAAUGGCAGAUAGUCACUGGAUGCGACCCAAAGAAUACUAGAUGGAGUUACCACAAUGCAGGAUCAUGGCCAGUGCUGCUGUGGCUCCUGGUGGCGGUGAGCGUGAAGCUGGGGCGGCCCCACAUCGCGCGGCGCGCCGUGGAGCUGAUGGAGAAGCGGCUGGCCAAGGACGAGUUCCCCGAGUACUACGACGGGCGCGCGGGGCGGUACGUGGGGAAGCAGGCGCGCAAGCACCAGACGUGGUCCGUGGCCGGCUACCUGGUGGCCAAGAUGCUCCUGGACGACCCUUCCAACCUCCGCGCCGUCUCCCUCGACGACGACGGCCGCGGCAUCCGUGAGCCCGUCCUCAAGCGCAGCAACUCCUGCCCCUGAUCCUGAAAGGCGCGCCGCUGGAAACACGAAACAGAAACACAAUGCUGCCGGUAACUGUACAGGUUUUGCGAUCACUUGGUUCUGAUGGAGAGGAGACGAGAGGAGGUAACGUUGCAUACGUCGUAUAGCUGCUAAGUUUGGCGUCAGUCACAGGUUCGAACACAUGUUCAUAGAUCGCUGUGUUUGGAGAGGAGGAAGCUCUUUUUUCUGUCCUGUUAUGUGGUAGAAAUGUUGGUAGGAUCGAUGGAAUGGUUUGUGAGGAGAGUGGUAGGGAUAACUGGGGACAUUUGCUUUGUGCAUGCGCUGAUUCACCGGUUGUCUUGGCUUUGGUUAGCUCUCGGCUCAGGUUUUUCGCUCGCACGUGUUUUGGAUGGAUGGAUGCUCUUGGAUUGGAAUGCUGAUGGUGUUUGUUGCUC
Messenger RNA from Brachypodium distachyon (stiff brome), 2203 nucleotides. Its product is annotated as probable alkaline/neutral invertase F. Gene Ontology annotation, biological process: sucrose catabolic process. Gene Ontology annotation, molecular function: endo-alpha-N-acetylgalactosaminidase activity; sucrose alpha-glucosidase activity. The record is from RefSeq and is a predicted model, not a curated record. NCBI's taxonomy places the organism in Eukaryota, Viridiplantae, Streptophyta, Magnoliopsida, Poales, Poaceae. The transcript has 5 exons. Bases 135 to 1787 code for a protein of 550 amino acids.